Messenger RNA from Dermacentor silvarum, 3321 nucleotides. RefSeq names its product nucleolar protein dao-5. Gene Ontology annotation, molecular function: gamma-catenin binding; beta-catenin binding; microtubule binding. NCBI's taxonomy places the organism in Eukaryota, Metazoa, Arthropoda, Arachnida, Ixodida, Ixodidae. Gene Ontology annotation, cellular component: catenin complex; beta-catenin destruction complex; cytoplasmic microtubule. Gene Ontology annotation, biological process: nervous system development; negative regulation of canonical Wnt signaling pathway; cell fate specification. The transcript has 5 exons. Bases 210 to 3293 code for a protein of 1027 amino acids. The record is from RefSeq and is a predicted model, not a curated record.
UUCUUUUUUUUUUUUUUUUGCUUUCGUUUUGAGGUAUACAAGUUUUCCUUGUUUGUACGCUACUUUUAUGAGUAACCGACUGGUGGAAGCGAUCAGGUUUUACGAACCAGUGCCAACUGAAAGCGGCGAAAUGUUUCGUGAGCGAUGGAGAAGUGGGGUGACUUCAUGAUCAGGUUUCUCUGACAAGUGCCGCCUUUACCGCUGUCACGAUGGCAACGGCUUUCAGUGAGGUCAACGUUGCGAACGAGACACCGCUGAUGUUCUCGCGAAGCAGCUCCCUCGGUUCACUCAGCAGUCUGGAUCGACAAGCCGCCCUCAAUGCCCACAACCUCGCUGUCAAUCAGAGCCAGCAUACAAGUGGGGCUGUCUCCCCCAGUGAUCUGCCAGACUCUCCAAGUCAAACAAUGCCACCAAGCCCACGCCAUAGAUCUCCUGAACCUGUUUUCCGCCUUCCCCCAUGCAGAAAGCCCAUCCCACAGCCAAUUGGUGGUGUGUUCCAAGACUGCCCGCGAAGUUUUGCAGAAGAAGGGACUCCCUGCCGCAUGUCACAGGCUACCAGCCUUAGUUCUCUCACUCAAGAUGAUGACACCAGUAACAUUGAAAAACUCCUCAGGCAUGAUGAUGAGCAUGAAGUGUUUCAAGAGAGCAGCUUUGAAGAAGAGCACGACGAACAGGCACAGUUUGUAGAUGGCACAUAUUAUGGGCGGAAGCACUUGCAAGGCCAGUCUCAUCUGCCAACUCACAGUGUCACUGGCAUUGAUGAAGGUGCAGUCGAAGUGUUUGCAGAUACAACACGGCGAUAUGCCCAAGAAGGCACACCACGAGGCUACUCCAGGCCUGAGAGUCCCUAUUUGUUAACUAAUGAGAACACUUGUCCACAAAGUGGCAUUGUCCCUGACUGGGAUGAUGACUACCAAAUGAGGCCUCACCAAAAAAAGCAGCCAGUGCCUUUCGAUAGUAGUCGCAGUCAUAGAUGGAGUGGUGAACGAGUCCAAAAAUCUCAUGUCACUCAUAAGCAUGUCUCGUUUAAUGAUGACUGCGUCAUGCGCACAUCUCACGAAGAUGCUGCUGUGCCUUACUUUGCUGAGGAUUGUGUUCGUGUGUAUUGCACGGAAGGUACACCGUCUGUUCUUUCCCACGCACCUUCCCUGAAUGACCUGGGCAGUGCCAAAGCCUGGCCUAAUCCACAGGACUCGGGUGACCACAUGCUUGAAGCUUCACCUGAUGGUUGUCAAAGACCUUCAUCUCAAAGCAGCCAGGCCAAUCAAAAGUCAUCGGGGUGCCAUAAGCGUGCAUCAACCAGUGAUGACUGUCAUCUUCACUCCCCACAUGAAACAGCAUCACCAUCUUUUGAAGAAGACUGUUUACGCGUGUACUGCACAGAGGACACGCCGUCAUUACUUUCCCAUUCUGCGUCAUUCACUGAUCUCAGCAUGAGUCAUGAUGACAGUAAGAAUUGGGAGUCAGCUGAGCACUCUCCAAAACCACCUUGCAUCAAAUCAGAAGCCCUUAUCGACGUUUCUGAUGAGGAGGAAGGCAGUGCCGACCUCAUAGUGCAGUGCAUCCAGCUGGGCUGGCAAGUGUCCCAGUCAUCAAACUGUCACCCAAAGACUAGAAGCUGGAGUGGAACACCAGGGGACAGUAUUACCAUUAGUGCACCAGUGCCAAAGCCACGGAGCAUAAACAGUAUGCCAGGAAAAACUACAUCAGUCGCGAGCAAAAGCAGCUCAUCGUCACCUUUGCCGUCUAGUCACACAACCUGUCAAAGUAAGCUACAGCAUACCAGUGAGGAUAAUGCAUUGCCAGACAAAAUUCCAUCACACAAGUUCAGUGUAGUAAGCACCAGGCAGAGCUCAAGUGUCAGUAGUCUUGUUGAAAGAACCUCUCCAGAGCUCGCAUGGAAGAGCAGUAGCUUUGGGAAUGUAGGCGAACUAAACAAUUGCCUCAGAGGCUGUUCAGUGGCUGCGCAAAGCUCGUCAGAUGUCAGCCAGCCCUCAUGCACACAAAACUUCAGUUCGAACUGUUGCACAAACAAGAGCAAUAGCAUGCAUAGCAGCUUGGAUCAAACGGAAACAUUAUGUCAAGAUAGUAGUGAUGAAGAGGAUGAUGUCCGCUUGUUGCAGGAAGUUGUGAUGAUGGGCAGGGCACUGGCUGGAAACCCAGAAUUGUCUGCAGGCGUGACAUCUCCAAGCACGUCCAAGGCACACUCCACUCCAGCAACCAAGGCGCCUUCUCAGCCGGAGGUGUACCAGCAGUCCCCGCCUUCAAGUACGCCUUCUGUUUCAGUGGCAAGCCCUUUGAGACCACAUCAGUAUGCUCAAGGCAACAGGCUUGAUGUCGUUUCGAGUUUCACGAGUGUCGAAGAAAACCCAGCAAAAGUGCCACUGGUGUCCCCUAGUCAUGUUUGCUCCAAACCCGAAGGUAGCACUUUUCAGGAUAACAAUGAGCAUCUAUCUGAAAGCAGUGAUGAGGAGCAGGACAGCAAGUUUUUGCUUGAAGUGAUCAGUCUCGGCCGUGCCGCUGUGAGCAAACAGCAACACCCUGGAGGCGAGAGCACGAACCCUGACACAAAAAGUCUCCGAGACAAUGUCUCUGACCAUCAGAACGAAAGUUCUCCAUUGCUUAUGGGAGGCACUGCCUGUGUGACAGUACAGCCUGCUGCCAAUGACGUGCCCCCUCCUGGUCAAUACCCGACAUCUCCUUGUGCAAUGCCAGAUGUCAGUGACUGUUUACUCCACGAUGAUGAUGAUGAUGAUGAUGGCAAGUUGCUAAAAGAAGUAAUCAUGCUUGGCCUUUCAAGUGUGCAAAGCAUAGCUUUAAAUUUAUCACAGCCACAUCUUGACAAGCAGCCAGUGACAGUGCUUGAGAAGGAGACGCCGGCCAUUGCAACGUCAUGUGCUGGCAAUGAUGCGCAAACUAAAACCGUAGAAGACAGUCCUCCUGAACCUGCGAAAGGACCUGUUUGUGACAGUGUGCAUAAACAUACUUGCAACGUGGAGGGAGAACAGAAAGACAAGCCUGCGAUUCCUCCUGAGCCUCCAGCAGACUCCUCUGACCGUGUUGUCCAGAUUCGUCUAAAGUUGCCAAACAGUCGAACGCUGACUCGACGCUUUCUAGCAUCAGCAGAGCUUGGUGUACUGCUGGUCUAUCUGGAUUCUCUGGGCUACCCACUCACCAGGUUCAAGAUACUCAAGAACUGGCGUAGGCAAGAACUUGCAACCAUAAACCCAAAACAGACUCUGGAACAACUCAAGCUUUACCCCAAGAAGACUCUGACAAUAAAGGAGCGGUAGCCCUACCGGCUUUUAUACAUGUACUAAC